This is a messenger RNA of Rhododendron vialii, 1348 nucleotides long. RefSeq lists its product as uncharacterized. The record is from RefSeq and is a predicted model, not a curated record. Bases 7 to 1149 code for a protein of 380 amino acids. NCBI's taxonomy places the organism in Eukaryota, Viridiplantae, Streptophyta, Magnoliopsida, Ericales, Ericaceae. Gene Ontology annotation, molecular function: protein binding. The transcript has 4 exons. Gene Ontology annotation, cellular component: chloroplast thylakoid membrane.
GGGCGGAUGUUCUUAUCCGUUUCCUUUUUCUAUGAAAUCCUAGCUCCAUAUCUCACUUCUCUCUCUCUCUCUCUCCCUCUCUCUCUCUCUGAAGACGCCGUCGACAUGUCCGCCGUGGUCGGAAACCCAGCCCUAUUCCUCGACGUAACCUCCCCACGUCCCGUACUUCCAGACCGCAAAACUCGCUUGCUUCCCCCCGACGUCGUUUUAAGCCUCUCCAACAAGAACCCCCCUCACUACCACCACCACCACAUCCCCUCCGUCGCCGCAAACAGCUUCGAUUCCGAAAAGGAGAGUCGGAGUCGGAGAAUUGGCGAGCGAGGGAAGGCGAAUUCGAAGGCGAGUAAUGCGGCCGAUUACGACGAUUUGGACGACGAGGAGGAGGAGGAGGAGGAGGAGGAGGAGGAGGUGGAUGAGUUUGAUUGGGAGGAGGCGAUGAGGGAGAGGUUGAGGGAGUUGGAGGAGACGAAGGAGUUGGAGAGGAUAGCGGAGGAGUUGGUGAGGGGUGGUGGAGGAGAGGGAGGGGAGGAGGAGGAGACGGAGGAGGAUAAGAGAAUUAGAGUCAGAAAAGAGCUCGUAAAGGUGGCUAAGGAGCAAGCAGAGCAGAGAAAGAUGGCCCAACUGAUGUUCCAAUUGGGUCAGAAGGCUUAUGAGAAGGGUACGUAUGGACGUGCCAUUGAGUUUCUUGAAGGCGCUCUCACAAUCAUCGACAGGCCAACUCUCUUUGGUGGUGAGAUACAAAUAUGGCUUGCUAUGGCAUAUGAAGCUAACAACCGCCAUCGAGAUUGUAUUGCUUUAUUUAAGCAAUUAGAGCGGAAGCAUCCCAUCCUCAGCAUCCGACGCCAAGCUGCCGAUCUUCGUUACAUCUCGGAAGCACCUAAGCUGAAGAUAUCCCGAGAGGAGAUGGUAACCAUACCAACGAUCGGUUCUAGCUAUGAUAGCUAUGCAGGGACAUGGACUGAUAAAAACAAGGACAGAGAUGAAAGAAGAAGUGGAUCAACAUCCAACCAGCUUCCAUCAACCAAAGACUAUUUAGGGGACUUCAUGGUAUGGCGGCCUCCGGUUGAUUGGGAGAAGAACCGAGCUUUCUGGGUAGGGUUCUCACUAUGGCUUGGUUUGGUUGGCGCCGCACUCUUUCUUCAAAGAUGAAGAUGCAUGCUGGUAGCGGUUGUCCUAUCGGCUUGCAAUGUGAAGUCAUUCUUGGAGUCUUGAAUACUUGUCGAUGUCUUCGUAAAUUAUGUGUUGUAUACUUGUAUAUGGCAAUAUAUCACUUUACCACGUUGUACAUUCUUUUUUUUCUUUUUUUUUUGGUUUCCGAAAGUGAAGCCGCAUGAUGUUUUUCCUACUA